UGAGAGAGGGAACGAUGAUCUCUUUCUAGAAUCUGUACAUGGUUCUAAAUCAAACUAAUCACAGAGAACCUUCCUGCCCAUUUUUGCCUGUCUGGUCACUCUCACUGCUCUUGAUUAAACUCAGACGGCAGAGUUAAACUAAACCAAUACUUAACUACUUCAAAAGCUGAAAUUGAUCAACCACUGGCCAGACUUAUUGUGCUCCAGCGCCAUGGAUAUUAUUUUGAAUGCAAGCCUCUAGCAACGGGAUGAAGUUUACUGAAACCUCAGUGUUCUUUUAAGAAUUUCAGUCCGAAACCGAUUACAUCCUGAUCCCAGAUGGAGAGAAAUUAAGACCUUUUACUGACAAGGUUGCCAGAUCUUUCGGCCUGUUUUCGAUGCCAGGCAGCUCAUGCGACUAUCAUUCCUGCUAAAUGGCACGUUUUAUUAUUAAAAGCUGCUGUGGGAAAGUGAAAGCCUUGCUUGGAACUAGCUUUGCUCUACAUUACACUGAUAUGAGUGCACAGGGCCUCUUUACAUAAAUUAGGAUUGCGCUGGAUAUUGGGUCAGGACCUACGUCAUUGAAAUAAGACCCUAAUUUAUUGGGACGGUAUUCUUAUUUAUGUGGAAGGAGCCUUAACUUAUUGGGACAAGGCUGUAACUUAUUGGGCUUGGAAUGUAUUUUACUGGGUAGGGCCCUAAAUUAUUGCGAACUUAGUGUGUUAGAACUGUAAUUUUUGCCACAAUUGGGCCACAAUUUUUUGGGAGAAGGGUUCUCAAUUAUUUUGUUGAAUUGGGGUCCUAUGGGAUGAGACAUUUUGGGAUAAGAGGAUCUUAUUUUUGUGGUACUUUUUUGUUUUACCAUUUUUGGGCCAUGGUUCAUUGGGAUAUUGAAGCCUGCCUUAUUGGAACACUGCCUAAUACUGGGAUGGAGCCCUAUCAUAUUGUGAUUGUUAUUAGGACCUUAGUUUAUUAGGAUUGGACCGAGGCUUGUGUUUAUCCGGAGAUGCUUUGUUCCUCCAGCGAUGUUCUUCGUUGUAACUUUGUUGUGGUUAGCAGUUAAAGGGUUAACAAGGAACAAGUGUGUGUGUGAAUGGGAGUGGCUGAAAUAUAGGUCAAUCACACCUCCUUCUAUCUUGCACUUCUGAUAAUGUUCUUCUAAUACUAUGUAAUUGCACAGUACAGUUUCCUCAUGACUGAAGCUUGGUAAAUAUAUAUGUGUGUGUGUGUGUGUGUGUGUGUGUGUGUGUUUCUGUUCAGUGUAUGACUUUAGGACCCUAUAGUAUCGUAUAACCAUACAUGGCUUUGAACAUAUCAGCUACAAAACAGUUUUUUUUUGUGCGUGUGUGACACCCAACUGGGCCUCUGUUCAACAGAACGCCAUGCAAACAUUCAACACACACACACACACACACACACACACACACACACACACACACACACAGUAUUAGUUACUGGGAAAAACAGUCUCCCGAUUGUCAUAAUAGCGCAGAGAUAGAGACUCGCUGAUUGACAUCUCCAACCCACAAACUACCGAGUUCAGCUGACCACAAAGACAUAAAUCCGAGGCGUCGGCCAAUCAGGAGUCAGAGAUGGUAGAGCGAGAUUUUUUUCCACCACAAUAAAGGGUUAUGAAAAUUUCUGCUUAAACUAUCUGUGAUACAGUUAUAGUAUUAUUGGAAAGCAUGUACUUGUCAAGUACAAUUAACUACUGUGUGUGUGUGUGUGUGUGUGUGUGUGUGUGUGUGUUUAAUGUCUAUUUAAUGUUGCAUGCCACAAGAUUCUUCCCCUAAUGUUCUUCUCUUUGGGAAAAGGAUGUAAGCUGACUCAUAGUGUGUGUGUGUGUGUGUGUGUGUGUGUGUGUUAGUCUUGUCAGUGUCCUUUUCUAUCAGCCAUGAUGUUUGUUUAAUGAGGAAAUUCAUCGCAGAAAGACUUCCUCCGCUUUUAUGGGUUACAGUACGACCGCGCACACACAUACACACACACACACACACACACACACACACCGACACUUACCUCGUGUACGAUAAUGCACUGUGUUUCUUUUAAUUCAUAUGAUUUAUACAAGUCUCCUGUUGUUGUUGUUGUUGUUGUUGUUUUUCUUCUUCCUUUCUUUCCUGCUCUCUUUUCAUUAUCUAAAGGGCUGGUCCUGCUCGAGGGAUGGUUUCUAGGUCACUCCAUGCCUCGCGGAUGUAACAUUUCCCGAGCUGUUAAAGCGCCGCAUUUCUGCUUUGUCAUCAGACGUUGCUUUUGUUGGUAACCAGUCGUUAGUCAGAAUUUAUUUUUGGGAGAACGACUGCUAGCCAAAAAUAACGCCGCCUACUCUGGCAACCUCGGUCCAAAUGGACGAACUGUACAGUACGGGUUUGACAGCGUGGGGUCGUGUGUCCAUCAUGUUUAGCAGAUAAACUCCCUCUGUGUGGCAUUUACUUCUCAGGACGUGAACGUAAUUCUCAAUAUGGAAGCUUCGAUGCUGAGUGUGAUUUUAUUUUCACAGAGUCUUUUAUUACAAAUCUAACAACAGAUCUGAGAGAAAUGUUGACGUUUACCACAGCUUUGUCACGUGUACGCUGUCACUAAGCCUUUACCUCAUCCAUAAAAUAAGGUCCUUCCGCUUCUGCGACUGACCUCCCUGGAAAUACGAAAGUAGCCGCCAGAGAUGUUAGCAUCCCAAAGUCACAUACAUAAGCUAACCGUUUCCAGAUGAUCAGCUAACCAUUAGCAUGGAAACCUCAGCCAGGUGGUGAGGACAAGUCAAGCAAACGAAGCUACCUACUAGCCGUCACCGGUUUGGUGAAGGAGGAGACCUGCUAGCUCCAAGAGUGCUAGUGUGGGAGGCGUACCAGUUUUAGUGGACGUUUGAGUGCUGUGAACUCGCAAAUGGGAAACUACAGCCUCCAUAGACGGCCUGGAUAGGAGAGGGCGUGAGCAUGGACAAGCUUUCCGAAUUUGGCGUCCUUUGUCCGUCCAGCAGGAGGGAAUGGGAAACCACCAGCUGUGUGGAUGAUUUUAUGGACGAAGAUGAGAAAGACAGGGCUAAAAGGGCAUCCCGGAAUAAAUCCGAGAAGAAAAGGCGAGACCAGUUCAAUGUGCUCAUUAAGGAGCUGUGCACAAUGCUGCAGGGCCAAGGCCACCCACGCAAAAUGGACAAGUCCACCAUCCUGCAGAGGACCAUCAACUUCUUGCAAAAGCAGAAAGAGAUUACGGCACAGACGGAGACCUGUGAGAUUCAGCAGGACUGGAAGCCUUCUUUUCUCAGCAACGAGGAAUUUACCCAGUUGAUGCUGGAGGCAAUGGAUGGUUUCCUGAUUGCACUUAGGCUGGACGGGAACAUCAUCUACGUAUCUGACAGCGUCUCCUCUCUCAUCGGGCAUUUACCAUCAGACAUGGUGGACCAAAACAUCCUGAAUUUCCUGCCUGAGCGUGAACAUGCCGAGGUCUACAAACUGCUCUCAGCACACCUGCUCAUGAGCGAGCACAUCAGCACGGACUACCUGGAGGGCAAUGAGACCCAUGUCGAGUUCUGCUGCCACUUAGUCCGAGGGAACAUCGACCCGAAAGACGUGCCCACGUACGAGUAUGUCAAAUUCGUCGGAGACUUCAAGUUCCAGAACAGUGUGGCUGCUUCAUCAUGUAAUGGCUACGAGCUGAUGUUUCCCCGUCCGCUGCAGACCUCACUGGAGGAGCAGAUGUGUUUAGUGGCUGCAGUUAGACUGGUCACACCACAGUUCCUAAAGGACUUGUGUAGCGUGGAAGACCCAUGUGAUGAAUUCACAUCGAGACACAGCCUAGAGUGGAAGUUCCUCUUUUUAGACCACAGGGCCUCCCCCAUCAUCGGCUACCUGCCGUUUGAGGUGUUGGGGACGUCGGGAUACGAUUAUUAUCACGUGGAUGAUCUGGAGCUCAUCGCUCAGUGCCACAAGCAGCUGAUGCAGUGUGGGAAGGGGAAGUCGUGCUAUUAUCGCUUCCUGACUAAAGGGCAGCAGUGGAUCUGGCUGCAGACGCACUACUACAUCACCUACCACCAGUGGAACUCCAAACCCGAGUUCAUCGUCUGUACACACACUGUAGUCAGUUAUGCUGAGGUUCGUGCUGAGAGGAGGAGAGAGUACGGGCUGGAGGAGAGCGCUGAUAUUUGCACCACCUCAGUAAAGGGGCAGGAGGUGUGCCUGGAUGUGUGUGCUCCUAUGGAUGCACCGCGAGACAGAAUCGGCAGCGCUCGAUCAGCUUCUUCACACAGUUCACACAAAUCCACACACACUGCACCGUCUGACUCGGCGUCAAACUCUUCGGUCCGGUAUAAAGAAAGCUGCACGUCGUCACGGCAGUCGGCGUCUAUAGCAACCGAGAACUCCAACAGGCUGAGCCACGGAACCUCAAAGACCCUGAUUCAGAGACAGGCCUCAUUGGAGCCCCUCCCCCCCUCCCCCUCCUGCAGCCAAGCCUCAGUCAUGCACCAGGCUGUGUGUGCAGGUCUUCCUCAGCCUCAGUUAGGAGUGAUGCACCAGCUGACGGAGCACCUGGAGAAGCGGAGACUCAUCCUGCAGCACGACAUCAAAACCCAGCAACAGGAACUCCAUCACAUCAAAGAGAAACUAGAGCUCACUAACCUGCAGAUGUUGCUGCAGCAGCCUGUGCAUGUGGAUUUUCCUCAGCAGGCUUCAGCUCCAAAUAGCCAGUCAGGAGUCCUUCACCACAACAACACACAACACCCCAAACCCCCACACUGCACACCACACACAGCCUCGGCUCACACACUGCACCGAGAGCAGCCCAGCAGCUCCACCACGCAGCAGAGGCUGGUGCAGAUGCAGAGCAUGUGUGUCCCGGUCCAAACACACACCAGCCUGACGAUGCCGCUCUACAGCAACCCCAUGAUGUUCUCGCCGAACCAGGGAUACCGCAACACACUGGACACACACACACACCAUGCGCAACACACCCACCGGCAAACAGAUGCAGACAACGGGCCUGGCGGACAGCUACGGAUGUUGUUAAACCAGCCGGUGCAGAAUCUGGUUCCAGACAGCAGUGGAACACCGACAUCACACUUCAGCACCACCAUCCAUCAAACCAAAUAUUUGGACCAGCAGAUGAUGGCCCCCUCUUUCCCGGUGCAGCAGGUCAGCUGUAAUGCCGUUCUAGUCCCCUCCCCUGUGUUCACGUCACCAAUCGUGAUCACCCACAACAGUUUCAUCACUCCUCGGGCCCCGCCCACCUACACGCCCAACCCCCAGAACACUCAGCAGGGCCUGCACAUCCAACAACAUCAGCAGUUCUUUCAGAUGCAGCCGCAGGGUCUCAUUCAGAGCGGCCCCAGUCAGGCCUUUUUCCACACAACCAACAUCCAGCCGCAAAGCACUGUGGGAUACAUACAGCAACAACAACCGCAACAACAGCAGCAGCAGCAGCACCUUCAUUCCCAGCCUUCAGCAAGCAGCCUAUCAGAUUACAGAAACAUCCUUCCACGGUAGCCCCACCCAUCUGUGGGAGGGCCAGAAAGGCUGCCAGGACAGCGCAUGGAGCGGUUAGCUCUGUGGCCCGACCGGAAAGGAUGCUGGGAAGGCAGAGCGCGUGAAAUUCACCGCCAAGCCUAAAGAAACACCAAAGCCAAAAUCCCUCUGUGCCACGAAAACGGAUGUAGAACGUGGCGAGUUGUGAAACUCCGCCCCCCCCAGACACUGCACACAAAGAAUAUUGUUGCUGUGGGAGGGGGGCUAGCUAGAGGUCACAGGAAAAGCCAUGCCCCCCAACCCCUGACACUCAACAGAAGUGUCUUGAGGUAACUGGUGCACUGAAGAGAGAAUCUUCAGGAUGACCUGGAAGAAGGAUAAAAAAAAAAAAAUGCGCUUUUGGAAAACCUGACGUUUUAUAAAUUAUGUGUUUGUGUCGUUUUUUUUCUGUCGUUUCUUUUUUCAUACGGUUACGAUGACGGUUAUGGCAUUAUCAGGUUUGUGCUCAACAUUAUUGCAAACAAAUAUAAAGAAUACCGUGAUGUUAGCUGGAAACUGUUCACCUUUGAUAAAUGUUGCGAUUUUACAGCAACAGGAAGUGAAGUGAAAUGAAGUGGGCGGGGCUGAGUGAGCCUCUAAAGUCUGGUGCGGUUUAUCCUUAUGCGCACGAGAAACAAAUACGGCAAAAACACUACGGAAGAGUACGAUUUAAGAUGUUUCAUAUAAAGAUGUAAAUGUGUUCAAGCGGUUAGCAUGAACCGCAGAACGUCAGCGCACGUGUUGGUUCGGAGUAGCCGGUUAUGUACGUUUAAAAAGUAUUUAUUGAACCUGAGAAUUUUAGCUGCUUUGAAUGUAUAACGAUUUUUGAGUGUCGAAAAAAACAAACGCAGAUGAAACAGGCCAGUGAACAUGGUAGGUGCUGUGAGGAAAACCGUAGCAACCGACGCUAAUCUCAAAGACACUAGCGACAGUUAGCGACGUGAGGCGACAAAUGAAGGUAAGGAAAACUCAGCGUAGAAAAAAAAACCCCACAGGGUUAGCGUUGGAAAAAGAGUACGGUUUAUAAUUAGCUGAUUUUUAAGCAGGAAAACUCGGCGAGUCAAGGAUGAAUAUUUACAGUACUGUUCAUGAAAUUCCUCCGUUUAUGCCAACAGAAAAAAAGAAACUAUAUUAAAAAUAUAUGAACGCAGCUAUGAGACCAACCUGACAUGUCAUUUCAUUGUGUUUCGUUCUUUUCCUCUGUACAUGAGGCUCAGGCUUCAGCUGGGGUUUCCUGGAUCAAUAAAAAGCGGAUGAUGAAUUAAACUGAA
Messenger RNA from Ictalurus punctatus (channel catfish), 6742 nucleotides. It is a transcript of the gene npas2, whose product is annotated as neuronal PAS domain protein 2. The coding region runs from base 2910 to 5453 and encodes 847 amino acids. Gene Ontology annotation, cellular component: CLOCK-BMAL transcription complex; cytoplasm; nucleus. The record is from RefSeq and is a predicted model, not a curated record. The transcript is spliced from 22 exons. NCBI's taxonomy places the organism in Eukaryota, Metazoa, Chordata, Actinopteri, Siluriformes, Ictaluridae. Gene Ontology annotation, biological process: regulation of transcription by RNA polymerase II; circadian regulation of gene expression. Gene Ontology annotation, molecular function: RNA polymerase II cis-regulatory region sequence-specific DNA binding; DNA-binding transcription factor activity, RNA polymerase II-specific; protein dimerization activity.